Molecule: messenger RNA, 1733 nt
Organism: Exophiala mesophila
Lineage: Eukaryota; Fungi; Ascomycota; Eurotiomycetes; Chaetothyriales; Herpotrichiellaceae
Exons: 3
Coding region: 425-1210 (261 amino acids)
Biological process (GO): proteasome-mediated ubiquitin-dependent protein catabolic process
Cellular component (GO): cytoplasm; nucleus
Molecular function (GO): protein binding
Source: RefSeq, a predicted model, not a curated record
CCCAUUUUUCCCCUCCAGCCACCUCUUGCCCACCGCAUUCCAGAUAGUCACCUAUCUGUGGUAGCUCAUUCUUUCAUGGUGUGAACAGCCGAAUUGUCGGCUGACUGGAAAGCCGUUCAGCCUUACCGUCAGCCCCCUCUCAUCAUGGCUGCGACCAUCCUCCAUCCCUUCGAGCGCAGAGUUGCCGACACUCAGCUCUCCAAGAGGUACGUCUUAUGUCCAGCGAUACUCACCUCCUACCUGCCUGCCUUGUAUGAUGCACUUUUGACAAAAUGGGAAUCUCUCUGAAAAUCCUUGAAGAGUCUAUAUUUAUUUUGCUUUCUGAACCUUCCUCAAGAUACCUGUUUCUCAACCUCGGAGAUACAUCCACCGCAGGAGAAGAUGGCUGACGAUUCUUGUCAACAGCGAUGUGAACAAUCUCAUCAUGGACUACCUGAUCACCGAAGGAUACCCCUCUGCGGCUGAAAAAUUUGCUUCCGAAGCCAACAUCCAACCCAACGCCAAUAUUAGUGGCAUUCAGGAAAGAGUUCAAAUUCGAGAGUCGAUACAUCGUGGAGAUCUUCAGGUGGCAAUCGAGUUGAUCAACGAGCUCAACCCCGAUCUUUUGGACACCGACAAGAAGUUGCACUUUUCGCUCCUUCGUCUUCAACUUGUCGAGAUAAUUCGCCAGAGCUUCACGUCAUCGGAUCCCAGUCUCGUCGGCGAAGCGAUUGAGUUUGCCCAAAACAACUUGGCACCUUAUGCACCUUUGGACUCUCAAUUCAAGAAUGACCUCGAGCGUGCCAUGGCUUUAUUGAUUGUGCCAAGGGAAUCGUGGAUGCAUGCUUCUUCCUCUGGAUCCACAACUACCGCCUCACAAGUGCAAUCCGAUUUUGGAGCACUCGCCGAGUUGGUCGACCCAUCUUUACGACGAAAGGUUGCCAAAGAUGUCAAUGAAGCUAUUCUUCAGUCUCAAGAUCAGCGAAGAGAGGCAAAUAUAAGAUACCUGGUCCGGGCUCGAGCGUGGGCGGAGCAGCUUGCACGGGAGAAGAAGUUGGAUCUCCCCGAAACACUUGUCCUUGGUUUGGAUGGAGAUGAGCCACCCAGCCAAGCAAGCCACAACGGUCACAAUGGCGAUAAUGGUGAUACCGAGAUGACUGGACACGGCUCCGCGACCACCACUGCUGGUGGUGGAGAUGUCGAUUUGGCCCGUUACACCAACAUCCCGUAGUGGGGAAUGAACUACGCCAGCUUCGCAGAAUACUACGCCGAGCUCGGAAUCAGUCCCCCACCAGACGACUUUCUUGGCGUAAACGACUCCUAUGAUGGAACCGACAACUCACAAAUUGGCUCCCUUAUUGGGAGCUGGUUUUGGAUUUAAUGCAAGAGCUGCAGACUAUAUUGGAGAGAAAGAGUUGGACAGUCCAGUCCAGUAAGCCCGACUGCUGGAUGAAGAAUGCUGGCGAUCGCAGCUCUAUCAACCGUUUUCUCAUGGGUUUGCUUCGAGGCAUUGCACAGGUGCCAGCUACAAAGAUUCUUCAAACGCGGUCUCCACGAUUUCAAACCAGGCGAAACGCCUCAACGUUUAUGUUCACGAGAGGAGCAUGAUUUCUACUUAGCGAAGGCGUUGGGGAUACGAUUUUAUGAUUCAGGUUACAAUAACCUAUGUUGGGCUUGCACUCGCUUGUCGUGGCAAUUUUGCUGCGAGAACGCGAUUUAGCUUUAGCAAUAACAUCAAAUUGCAUAACUUCGAC